Messenger RNA from Symbiodinium sp. CCMP2592, 600 nucleotides. The record is from the annotation of a GenBank genome assembly. Lineage: Eukaryota; Dinophyceae; Suessiales; Symbiodiniaceae.
AUGAUUGAUGAUGUGGCAUUGGAUGCUUGCAUUCGCAAGCUCGCUGCCCUGAAGGUUCCCAAGGCAUUCAUCAGCAUCAUCCUCCUGGUGUACUGGUUGGAUCCGAAACCACCGUUCUGCAAUGAGACAUUUGAUGUCAUAGAGCUUUAUGCAGGUCGGGCAAGGUUGGCGGUCCUGAUGGUUCUCAGUGGCUCGCUGCAAGGUGCCCUCGCAAUCCUCGGUGUCGAGUGCAGCACAUUUGUCUUCAUGAACCAGGGCCGCUCAAAGAGAACCGAGCUAAACCCUUGGGGGGAUCCUGGUGUAGAUUCUGUACACGAUGCUAAUCAAGCAACAUCCAGGACAAGGUUUUCCUUCUGUGGUGCAGGCUACAUUAGUUGCUUCAGGGAUCGUACAGUGGCCUUUAAGCCUGGGGUUUCAGAUUUUGUGGCUUUGGUAUUCCCAUGCUGUCACUUCCCAACACUUCUAUAUCUCUCUCUCUCUCUCUCUCUCUCUCUCUCUCUCUCUCUCUCUCUCUCUCUCUCUCUCUCUGUGUCUAUUGCAGUGGUGCUUUUGAGCUUCGCCAAAACAUGUGGCAAUAACAGCCUUUCUGCCGACACAUAG